ACGGACUACUCAUAUGUGAGGGAAGAACGCGCGAGGGCGAGUAGACGGUGAACCCACGGCAACGUGCAGCACAACACCCGCCGACCGCUAGCACGCAGGGCAAGGGUCCCCUAUGCAAGCCCAGCCAAAGAGCAGACCAUGGGUGCGAGCAUAGCGGCGAGCAAGAAAGAGGACGGGUGGAGGGUGAGUGCGGACGGGAGCGAACGGAUGGCGGGGAAGAACUGCCCGGCACGCACGCAUGGCCAACGAAUUCGGACCCCAUGCGCUGAGAAAAAGACCAGCGACGGCGACUUAGGAAGGCUGGGACGCAAGCAACACACACCGACCGCGCCUCGCAGCAACGGUGAACGAUCUCACGUUCGGGAUCGAGCCCGACGCGGGUGGUGGCAGUGCGAAGAACACACAAAAUGGGACGCAAUACACGAGAAAGCGCCCGACGAUGGUGCCCUUCGACCUGGCGAUGUUCUCGGACCCUGCUUUCAGCCUCGCAAUGAAACAAGUGGCGGCGAAUGGACUUCAUCCACUCGGGAAUGGCGAUGCGCUCUCACCGACGAAUGUCGUGUUGCUGAACGAGUAUGCCGGGAGGGACAGGCGGAGGAGGAGGAGCUCAACGAGUUCCAUGAUGUAGAGGAUAAGGAUGAUGAAGAUGGGCGCAUUGCGGCGACGAGGGCGCACAACGAGGCGCCAUUGACCAGCGCCGCACAAGGCUCUACGAGCACCGGGUAAGUACUUUCAUACAGAGGAAUCCAUGAAUAUGGCCACGAAGCCGACUCCCGGAGGGAGGCGGCUGAGUGGCCUUCAAGUUCUACGUUAGCGAGCUACUCGAGCAACAAUUCCGCAUUUCUGCGAACUCAUACUAU
Molecule: messenger RNA, 860 nt
Organism: Fomitopsis serialis
Lineage: Eukaryota; Fungi; Basidiomycota; Agaricomycetes; Polyporales; Fomitopsidaceae
Exons: 1
Coding region: 139-726 (195 amino acids)
Source: RefSeq, a predicted model, not a curated record